ACGCUGCCGCACAAGACAAAAGUUGAAGGAGUACGAAGCGCUGAGCAACAAGAUUUCUUCUUUAAAAAAAGAGUACGAUGCCAACUGCACUUUGCUGGGUGAGGUGGAGCUGAAAAAUGCGAAGAUACAUGCAGCGAAUUCUCUGGAAGAGAGGUAUGCCAUGAUGUUAGCAAGCGCUACAUGUCUCAAGGAUUGCAAGGAGGAACGGUUGCAGAAGCUCCGCUCUCUCCAAGCAAGAGCACAUGAUCUAUGCUGUUUCUUGGGAAUUACCGCAACAAAACAGGAGUGUUACCAAUUUUUGGUGAAGAACUCUGCUAUAUCUGUACAAGAAGUCGUAGAUGUUAACGGCCUUUCCCUUGAGUUCAUCAAGAGGGUUGAAGCCCAGAUCUCUGAUAUGGAAAUAUUGAAAUCGAAGAAAAUGGUAAAGAUCUUUAAAAUGAAAGCAGCAGAACUGGAUGAACAGUUGAAAGCAGCACCACUCUUGAAAAAUCAAAAGGAUUACCUUCUGGACUUCACUCUUGAUGAUGUCGAACAAGGGAGGGUUGACUUUACAUUUGCAGUCAAGAAGAUGGAAGAGCUGAUUGAUAAGGCUAUAGAGUCUUAUCUUCGAAAAAAGCUGAUGGUGCAUGCAGCCGUAGAACUACUACAAAAAAAACCUGCAGCUGAGAUUGAUGAGAUGAAAGUCAAAUAUGAAAGAGAAAAUUUACAAGUGGCAGAAGCACUACGGGGAAGUGUUGUAUGAUUAUGAUGAGAUAUCUCUUGUACAAUCAUCUGAAUGAGUUGAUGAACGUGGACAAAAGCCGUCUAUCUGCAAAACCUGAUGAGUCAAAAGAAGCUGUUGAGUCAGAGGAACCUGUUGAGUCAGAAGAACCUGUAGAACCUGUUGAGUCAGAAGAACCUGUAGAACCUGUUGAGUCAGAAGAAACUGAUACUGAAACUUCCAGCGAUCCUGAUUGUACGAAGAAUGACCCUGAGUAUGUCCCAAGUUCGAGUGACUCUGAAGCAAUGAAGAUUGAAGGACCUGAGUACGUCUCAAGCUCAAGUGAUACUGACCCAAGUUCGAGUAGUUCGAGUGAUUCCGUUGUCAGCAUGAAUAUUGAGUAUGACCCAAGCUCGAGUGGUUCUUCCCCAAGCUCGAGUGAUGCCACCUAUGUUACUUUCACUAUGAGUAGUAUGAUUAAUUAGCCCGUUCCCAAUUGGACUUGAAGCGUGCGCAUGCAGAAUGUGAGGCGACGAGCGAUAAUGCAGCCAAUGUGUGCCUUGUCGGCAUUUGUACCAGCGUCUCUUUCAAUGCAAGCAUUAAAUGUGAUGGUGGGUAAAAUCUUUCCAAACCA
Brachypodium distachyon (stiff brome) is the source of this 1334-nucleotide messenger RNA. RefSeq lists its product as uncharacterized. The transcript is spliced from 8 exons. Gene Ontology annotation, cellular component: spindle; cytoplasm. The record is from RefSeq and is a predicted model, not a curated record. Lineage: Eukaryota; Viridiplantae; Streptophyta; Magnoliopsida; Poales; Poaceae. Bases 161 to 742 code for a protein of 193 amino acids. Gene Ontology annotation, biological process: microtubule cytoskeleton organization. Gene Ontology annotation, molecular function: microtubule binding.